This is a messenger RNA of Didymella exigua CBS 183.55, 2222 nucleotides long. RefSeq lists its product as uncharacterized. Gene Ontology annotation, molecular function: oxidoreductase activity. The transcript is spliced from 2 exons. Bases 403 to 1860 code for a protein of 485 amino acids. NCBI's taxonomy places the organism in Eukaryota, Fungi, Ascomycota, Dothideomycetes, Pleosporales, Didymellaceae. The record is from RefSeq and is a predicted model, not a curated record.
AGCUUACAGCGGCCAAUCCAUCUCGAAGUUUAGAAUCUGCGCACGGACUCGACCUUUUGGCUAAGGCCAACCAAUCGGUGACUUAGUCGUCUUCGCCGCAACGGCGCUGCAGCACCCUGAGUGGUGACGCAACACACUUAGCACUAAGACUUUGAAGUCAACUGCCACCGCGGAAGCAGCUUUCCCAGGAUCCGAUCCGUUGCCAAAAAGUGCCAUGUGCUCAGAUCUGUAGUCGAAAGCGGCAGAAGAUGGACGCCAACGCGCUAACCGCCUCGGUUUCACAUGACGGCACCAUGGAUGCCAAAGACGCAAAGCCACCGACUGUUUACUUUCUUCACACUGACGUUGCUUCUGUAAAAUCGGCUACUCUGCUCUAUUCUACCGAGUAACUAAGUCACAAGUAUGACUUGGCCAAAUCCAUUUCAUGGGCGCACUGAGAACACUAGGAGGUCGUGGGCCUAUAAAUUCGAGUGGACGGAAGAUCACCUCACACCCGAGCAGGCUGAGCCGCUGAAGCACUCCUACGAUGUUCUUGCGGAAGAGUGUUUGCAGAGGCUCAACGCGAUUUCGCCACCACAGAACGGAGCCCUACCAAGGAACAGCGACACAAAGUCGGCUCCUAUUCGUACCGAAGGAACAGAGGAAGAAAAAGGAGAGGUCUACCCGGUACCAAAGCGAGAUCUGUACGAACUGCUCAAGGAACACCAUGCUUCAGAUGCCAAACUUGAUGAGCUGUGGCAACAGAUCAACACUGUGCCUGAGUGGGUAGAUUGGGACCAGAUCGAAAGAGGUCAGGACGUGUUCUACCGAUAUGGGGGGCCAGCACUAACCGGCCUUACCUUUCAAUCUCUGCUUGGUGGCAUGGGUGCAGCGCGAGUUGUCGAGACUUUGGCCAGAACCGGAGGAUUCAACACUAAGGUAGCAAGAAGACGACUGUUCGAAACCACUCAGCACAUUCUGCAGUGUACUAGGUCUCUUGAAGGGAUCAAACCAGGUGGUGAAGGGCACGCUUCUUCGGUCAGAGUCCGUCUGCUACAUGCAGCCGUGCGUCAACGAAUUCUGAAGCUCACAGAAACAAAGUCAAGUUAUUACAACGUUAAGGAGUGGGGGAUACCAGUCAACGACCUCGACCAGAUCGCGACAAUUGGAACAUUCUCAUCAUCCCUUAUCUGGCUCAGCUUUCCGCGUCAGGGCAUCUUCCUCAGCAAUCAGGAGAUUGAGGACUACCUAGCUCUGUGGCGGUAUAUUGCAUACAUCCUCGGUACACCAGACGACUUCUUUACCACAACGCCGAAAGCGAAGGCUGUCAUGGAAUCGCUUUUCUACAACGAGGUGCAUCCUUCAGAGAUGUCAAAGACCAUGGCCAACAACAUCAUUCUCUCCCUCAAGGAGACGCCACCGGCGUUCGUGUCUGCCGAUAUGCUGACUGUAUCCGCGAGGUGGCUCAACGGAAAUGAGCUGUCUGAUGCUCUUGGCCUUAGACAGGUGUCUUUGUACUAUUGGGCACUGAUGGCCGGUCAAUGCGUCUUCUUCGCAGUCUACUGUUACAUGAACAAACUCGUCCCUGCCUGGGACAAAGACCAUAUUCGCCGGGCAAAGAUUGUGUUCUGGGAUGUCAUUGUCAAGGCGAAAUGGGGGCUAGCCAACGAAGAGACCACUUUCGACUUCAAGUAUGUGCCUGAGUACGAUACUUUGACGGAACUGGGCAAACAUGAGGAGCGGAAGGUGACGAGAUCUGCUAUCGAGCAACGAAACCUGAGGACGUUUGCAAUCUUUGCUGGUGCCACUUUGGUCGGCCUAUGUGUUAGCACAUACGCCACGGUAAAGGUGGCUUCUCGCAUCUUGGGAGCCAUUUGGUAAUGCGUUGCAUUGCGUGCUUUAGUUCUCUAGGUCAUAUUUGAGGCAUAAGAUCUACCUUCGUAAUCUCCGACCAGCUACAGGCUGUGCAGAGUGACCUACAACCUGUGGGGUGCAGUUGUUGUUGCAAUGUCCCAGUUUCAAUAUUUCAACACGGCGUAGAUGCCAUUUCCAGAUGUUGUCACAACUUUAAAGGUCUUCACGUAGCCUGUCAAAGGCUGUCUUUGCUGAUUAGAGUAGUUUGACACUUUGGCACUGUUCAGUCAUGUAUUCUUUCGAUCAUAUCCCUUCAAUUUUAGUCAUUGCGCAUCUUCACUUCCUCGCGAGUUUCUACUUUACGUGUUCAAAAAAACUCACCCACCCAC